CUCUUGUUAGUAUAGAGAGAUAAGAGGGAAACUCUCCCUUCUUCCUUCUUUCUUCAAACCUUCAUCCAUUUCAUUUCAAUAAACUUUUUUCAACAGAAAAUGGCUGAAAAUGAAAUUGAGGAAAUGUUAGAUCACCUGAGAAGGAUCAAGAGUGGAGGUGAUCUGGAUAUUGAACAAAUUAAGAUACUUGAAAUGAUGCUAAGAGUUUUUAGAACCUUUAUAAAGUAUCAUCAUGUACUUUUGCCGGAUCUCUUGGUGGAGCUCACAAAAAAGGCAAAAUCAACUGUGAGAAUGCUUCCUUGGGUAUUUGAUGAGAUUCCAGAUGAAUGUAAAACUAACCUUAAUUUGGAAAGGCUAGAAACACAUUUGUUGGAAUUCUUUGAAGGUAAUACCAGUUCAAGUUACAGUUAUGAGUCGAAUGAUGUUGAUCUGUCGAAAUAUAUGGAUUGCCUCGGAAAGAAUCUAAAUGAUGUACUGAUGUUCCUCCUGGAAAGGGGGUCUGACCCUCUUGAAGAAAACUUUACCAUACACCGAUUCAUAAAGAAACUGAAAAUUGUCCAAAAGAAAAUGAGAUUUUUGAGAUACUUAUAUGCCACAGAGAUAAUUGGUUAUGUCAACCAAGAGAAGUUGGAAUGUUUGGAGACUCGAAUUCAGUUCAUGGCUAACAAUGUGGAACACCUUUGUCUUGCUGUUGCUGAUGAGUUCAUCACAUAUGAGUAUGAUAACUUGAAUUAUAAACCUUCUUAUCUAUUAAGCUUGAUUGUGUUAGUGGAGCUGGAAAUGAAGAAGAUUUUUCUCAGUGAACUAAAGGCUUCAAAGUUUACUCAAUCAACAACUUUCAAGGACAAGAAAUUACCAAAAGGAUUUUCACAUCAUCUCCACAGUCUGCUGAUGUAUCUCAGAAACAAAAAGCUCGAGAACUUCCCUAAUAAUGUCUCUGCUCAAAAUAUUGAUGUGGUAAUAGAGUUCUUAUUGGGUUUCCUGGAUCCUAAUGUGCCAAAUCAUGUUAUUAAUGGUAGCUGGUUGAAUGAGGUCUUGGUGAAGGUUGGAGAUAUAGCAGGUGAUGUUCUAUAUGUGAUUCAAAAGCUUCUUCCUAGCUCUAUAAACAAAGAUGACACUAACAAAAUAAGUCUCUGCUCAAUACAGAUACUGGAGAAAACUAAAGAUCUGAAGGCACAAGUGGAGACUUACUACAGAUCCUUAAAAUUUACUCCAUCUCAGUUCCCCACCUCUGGUGGUUUGAGCUUUCUGGAUUCUCUUUUAAGGAAACUGAAUGAGAUGUCAAAAUCUAAAUCUGGUUUGGAUUUCCCGAUGAAACCUCUUUUAGGUAAUUCGGAGAAAGAUCUAUCAUCUCUUACAUCCAUUUUAGAGAAGGAGCUGUCAUCAUUAUCAUCCAUUUUCAGAGAUGUCGCAAAGGUGCACCAUGAACAUAAAAUUCCUAAAGAUCUUCAGAGACGUACCAUCAAUUUGGCAUAUGAAGCUGAGGUUGCCAUUGACUCUAUUCUUGCUCAGUAUAAUGUGUUUUGGCAUAUUUUUUGCUCACUUCCUACAAUCUUAAAAGAGAUCAAGCAAAUUAAUGCGGAGGUGACUGAGAUGUGGUCGGUGGACGUUGCUCUUAAGGCUCACUAUGUGGUAGCGCCAUCUAAACAUCUACCAACUCGACACAGCAAUCCUGUAAAUGAUGAGGAGAUAGUGGGUUUUGAUAUAACAACAGAAAAACUAAUUCAGUAUCUGACUCGAGGGACAAGUGAGCUAGAUGUCAUCCCUAUUGUUGGGAUGGGGGGACAAGGUAAAACAACUUGUGCUAGAAAGUUGUAUAAUACUGACAUCAUUGUUUCUUGGUUCGAUGUUCGAGCAUGGUGCAUCGUUUCCCAAACAUAUAAUCGGAGAGAGCUAUUACAAGAUAUUUUUAGUCAAGUUACCGGUUGCGAGGACAAGGGAGAUAAGGAUGAUGUUCUUGCCGACAUGUUGAGGAAACACUUAAUAGGAAAGAGAUACCUCAUUGUAUUGGAUGAUAUGUGGGAUUGUAUGGCAUGGGAUGAUGGGAGAAUGUGGUCAAAAGUUGCUGCUAGGAGAAUAGUCAAAGUUGCGAAAAGCAACUUUUGA
Molecule: messenger RNA, 2106 nt
Organism: Solanum dulcamara
Lineage: Eukaryota; Viridiplantae; Streptophyta; Magnoliopsida; Solanales; Solanaceae
Exons: 2
Coding region: 100-2106 (668 amino acids)
Molecular function (GO): ADP binding
Source: RefSeq, a predicted model, not a curated record